CUGUAAUGAACGAAUGUCAGUAGUGUGUGUGAAAUUUUCAGGCGUUCUCGCCCCUGGAUUAACUUCGUUCAUAAAUCGUGCCCAAGUUUGAGAUACCAGACCAAAACAUGAUUCCAUACAUAGAGUUACUGGUAAUAUGUUUGAUGGUCACCAUUUCUCGAACGAAUGCACAGUACUAUCACGGAAGUGAUCCUGACGACUCGCCUUAUUAUGAUAAUUACGUAAAGGGGUUCUUCCACCCAUCGUUCCCAGGUGACUAUCCCAGUGGAAAUGAAGAGCUGCUUGAACCAGAAACACAAUGCAACAUCAAUCCGAUUUGUACCGAUUCGAACUACAGAACGUAUGAUGGAUCGUGCAACAAUCCAGUUAAUCCCACCUGGGGGGCAGCCCAAACGACAUUCACCAGAUUGUUACCCCCUAAUUACGCUGAUGGAAUAAGUGCUCCGCCUGUUGCCAAAAGUGGGAAGGUACUGCCAUUGGCUCGAGUGGUCAGUUUAACUCUGUUCCCCGAUAUUAAGAAGAUCGAUCCCCGUUUUACUCUCGCCUUAAUGCAGUAUGGCCAGAUUAUCACGCACGAUAUGGAUUUGAUAGCUGGGAGCACGCAGUCAACUCCGCACUCCACCCGUUGCUGUACAGAUGAUGGACAGAUCCUGAGCAGCACUGCUAGUAUACCGACCCCUUGUUUUGCAAUUUUACUGCCGGAAGGUGACCCACAAAGUUUAGCGGCCAACAAAAGGUGUAUGAACUUUGUUAGAACAAUUACGAAUCGUGAUCGAAACUGCGUAGACAAUGAAAAGCCUGCCGAACAGAUAACCACAGUCAGCCAUUUCCUAGACUUAUCUUUAGUGUACGGUAACACACUUCAGGUAAAUCAGCAGAUCAGACAAUUUCAGGGGGGUAGGCUAUUGGCGAGCGAAAGAAACGGCCAAUCAUGGUUGCCUCAAAAUAAUAACGUUAGCGCAGUAUGCUCGGGUGCCUUAUCGCCUAAUGAGCCUUGUUACUUAGCCGGUGAUUUACGUGUUAAUCAAAAUCCACAGUUGACACUUUUGCAAACGGUGCUAAUGAGAGAACACAAUCGACUUGCAGACGCCCUAGCUCAGUUAAAUCCUCACUGGGACGACGAAACCAUCUUCCAGGAAGCUCGACAAAUUAACAUCGCCCAGCAUCAACAUGUCACGUAUUACGAAUACCUGCCAUUGCUGUUAGGAGUAACCAAUUCGCUUAAAAAUGGCCUAGCUCACGAGAAUCACGGGGACUAUGUGAAUGACUACAGCGAAAGCGUCGAUCCUACCAUAAUCAAUGAACACGCCACAUCCGCUUUCAGAUUCUUCCAUAACCUGAUUGUCGGAUUUCUUAAUAUGGUCACGGAACAUCGUGAGGUCAGCGGCACUAUAAGACUAAGCGAUUGGUUUAAUCGUCCAGCCGUUUUGGAGCAAGGAGACACGUUUGACGCACUGACUCGUAGUUUGUCGACUCAGCCCCAACGGAAAUCUACGCAAUUCGUCGACAGUGAGGUUACUCAAUUUUUAUUCCGCACACCAAGGCAACAGUUUGGGUCCGAUUUAAAGGCAACAGAUAUACAAAGAGGGAGAGAUCAUGGUCUAGCAUCCUAUAACGAUAUUAGAGUUUUCUGUGGCUUACGUAGAGCCCACACAUUUGAGGAUUUUCUUGAUGUAAUUUCACCAGAGAACGUUGAAAAGUUGGCAGCUCUUUACGAACAUCCGGACGAUGUCGAGCUCAAUGCCGGAGGUGCUGUGGAAGUACUUGUUCCUGGAACACUAGUGGGCCCUGUUAAUCUCUGCAUUCUUACGGAGCAAUUUUACAGAACGCGUGUCGGUGAUAGGUUCUUCUACGAGAAUGGGGCGCCCAAAACCGGGCCAGGAUUUUCCUUGGGGCAAUUGAACGAAAUUAGAAAAGCAAGCUUUGCAGGAUGGCUGUGCGACAAUGGAAAUAAUGUCCAACUAAUGCAACCACGGGCCUUUGAAGCGGUCUCCGAAAGUAACCCCCUUACUCCUUGCGAAACGUUACCAUCAAUAGAUUUAUCGCUGUGGAAAGAAGGCCAAGGUUUGCACUCAUGGUUUACGUGAUGGAAUAAGCUUGGUUGUUGAACCCUUAUUACUACGAUUGUAAAUUAUUGUUACACGUCCUCAUCUUUGUUAUUUUAUUUUAAAUAUAAGUACACAUCCUUCGUAACUUCUUCCUACAUAACCAAAUUUCCAGGGUGAUUGUUUUCCAUUGGACUCCAAAUAACGGAAGAUUUUUUUAGGAU
Molecule: messenger RNA, 2269 nt
Organism: Photinus pyralis (common eastern firefly)
Lineage: Eukaryota; Metazoa; Arthropoda; Insecta; Coleoptera; Lampyridae
Product: peroxidase
Exons: 11
Coding region: 108-2087 (659 amino acids)
Biological process (GO): response to oxidative stress
Molecular function (GO): peroxidase activity; heme binding
Source: RefSeq, a predicted model, not a curated record